AUGGCUGCCGCCCUGAGCCUCCGGAGCCUCGUGCUCACGACAUUGAGCGGGCUUGUCGCCGUGUCGGCUCAGAAGAUCCCUUCUGGUCCACUCCCUUAUCCUGUGGGUAAGCCGUACCAGGAGCCGGCCAAGAGCAAUGGGCUGGCAGUCGAGAAGCCCAACAUCAUCAUUUUCAUGCCCGACCAGUUGCGGCUCGACUCUGUGGGAGCAUUCGGAAGCGAUAUCGUCAAGACGCCCAACAUCGACGCGUUCGCCGAAGAGGGAGUCCGCUUCACCAAUGCCUUCUCACAGGCCUCGGUGUGCUCCCAGUCCCGGUGCUCCAUGUUCACGGGGCAGUACCCCCACGUGAGCGGGCACCGCACGCUGAACAACCUGCUCAAGCCCAACGAGCCCAACGUGUUCCGGUCCCUGAAGGAGGGCGGCUACCACGUCGCGUACCUCGCGCCGCGGGGGGACCUCUUCGCGGACAACGCCACGGAGCUCAGCGUCAGCGAGUACGGCUACCUCGAGGUCGACGAGCUGGCGUCGCGGUUCGCGCCCGAGGCGCGGAGCCUGGACGAGUACGCCGAGGACAACCUCGACGUCUCCGACCCCCUGUUCCAGCUGCUGAUCAGGAGGGGCUCGUUCAACACCACCGACCUGAACAACAUCUGGAACCGCCUCUACUACCAGGGCCUGCGCAACGAGACGGAGGCGUACAACUCGUACGAUGCGGCUCUGCUCCGCGGUGCGCUGAAGUGGCUCGAGAACCCGCCAAAGGAUAAGCCUUGGGUGCUGUUCCUGCCGCUGCUUUUCCCUCACUGCCCUUUUACGGUGGAGGAGCCGUGGUUCUCGAUGUACAACAGAUCUGAAAUGCCUCUGCCCAUCGAGAGAGACGAGCUGACGGGCCACACGCCGCAGUACGUAGACGCCAUCAUCGGCGCAGCCGGCCUGGACCGGGCCACAGACGACGAGUGGCGCGAGGUCAAGGCGACCUACUACGGCAUGGUCUCCAAGAUGGACUCGGACUUCGGCAAGGUGGUCAACAAGACCAAGGAGCUCGGGCUGUGGGACUCGACCGUGACGCUCUUCUUCACCGACCACGGCGAGUGGCUCGGCGACUACGGCCUGAUCGAGAAGUGGCCGUCGGCGCUGUCCGAGUCGCUGACGCACGACCCGCUCAUCAUCGGCGGCGCGGGCCUGCCCCGGGGCAAGGAGUUCGACGGCAUGGUGGAGAUGGUGGACCUCGUGCCCACGCUGCUGCAGCUGGCCACGACCAACGAGACGUACAUGCACUACGGGCAGUCCCUGGUCGACGUGAUGCACGCGCUCGGCGACGGCGCCACCUCGGCCGCUCCGUUGCCGUGGAACAGGACCUACUCCUUCACCGAGGGCGGCUUCCUGACGCGCGAGGAGCCGCUCGUCGAGGUGUCCGGCUUCCCCUACGAGAUCAAGUCGCAGCUGCAGCACAACCAGACCACGCUCGUCGGGAUGGCCACGUCGAUGCGCAGCAAGGAGUGGACGUACGUCUACCGCAUCUACGAGGCCGACGAGCUGUACUCGCGGGCCGACGACCCGGGCGAGCGGAACAACCUGGCGGAGCUGCCCGAGUACCAGGACGUCAGGGCCGAGCUCAAGGGGGAGAUGAUGAGGUGGAUCAUCUCGACGAGCGAUGUCAUCCCGUGGUACAUGGACAACCGUGUCCCUGAGGUUGCGCUUCCAAGCCCUAAUGAGCAGUAUGCUAUGAGGCUUGGUGAGACUGGGCAGUAG
Messenger RNA from Diaporthe batatas, 1749 nucleotides. RefSeq lists its product as uncharacterized. Gene Ontology annotation, molecular function: iduronate-2-sulfatase activity. The transcript has 3 exons. NCBI's taxonomy places the organism in Eukaryota, Fungi, Ascomycota, Sordariomycetes, Diaporthales, Diaporthaceae. The record is from RefSeq and is a predicted model, not a curated record. Bases 1 to 1749 code for a protein of 582 amino acids.